Molecule: messenger RNA, 4249 nt
Organism: Chara braunii
Lineage: Eukaryota; Viridiplantae; Streptophyta; Charophyceae; Charales; Characeae
Source: the annotation of a GenBank genome assembly
CUCUCUCUCUCUCUCUCUCUCUCUCUCUCUCUCUCUCUCUCUCACACACACACACACACACACACACAUAUCCUUGGUGAUAGAUGGUUAUCCCAUGUCCAUCCAGUCAAGGAAAAUUCCAUCAGCAUCAGCAUCAUAUAGCGACCCUAUCUUCAUCUAACCAACGAUGGGGAUCAUCACAAUCCACUCAAUGACAGCUCCCAGGCAGGAAAGAUGAAGAGCAGGCGUGCUCCAGUACUUAGUUUGCUUGAUGAUCCGACAGGAGGAGAGCCACAGUAGACAUGUUUUUUUUAUCCCUGUAGCACACAAUCAAGGUGGAAACAGAGCAACCUGAGCUAUUCUUGCGUGGGUGUCUGCUGUUGUCCGACGUGGCAUCAGACAGGACCUUCAACAAACUGGAGCAGGUUCCUUUUUGCAGAGUACUAUAUGUAGUCUAUCGUUUGAUCUGCCUUCCUCACGAUUUUGGCUUGUGGAGCAGAGCCAUCCCCAAUUGAGAAGAAGAAAGCCAGGCUGAGCCGAGCCUAGCAGAACUGAGCCGAGCCGAGUCGAGCCAAAAAGCAAGCCUGCGAAAUAUAUAUACACACAGCUUUUUGGCACACAAACACAUACAAAGUCUAAUUUUUUGUCUGGGAGAUGACUGCAGUCAGAGAGAGAGAGAGAGAGAGAGAGAGAGACGAGUUGCAUGACUUAAGGAAAUUGCAGAUCAGGGAGUUCCUGAAGAAAACUCUGCACGGGACAGCUGAAGGUCAAUUCUGGAUGAAGUUCAGGUCUGUGAAGGAGGUACAGCAACUGGCUGCAGUCACUCAUUUAGAGUUCUGUUAAUGCACGCCGCAUGAUCUCGCCAUUAUGAGGUCGACCUGGGUGAUUCUAUAUGAUGGUCAAACGCACAGCAUCUUCUCUCGCUUCACUGAUGUGGCUUAUUCUGGGAGCCUUCGGCAUGAUGGCAAGGUCUUAUUAGUGGCAGCUGGGGAAACUGGAAUCAUUAAGGUGCUUGAUGCAGGGAGCAGGUUUGUAUGGCGGCAGCUUAAGGGUCAUAGCAGCGCACUCCACUUCACGCGCUAUGUGGAAGGGAAAGUGCAUGUAUUUUCAGCAGGAGAUUACAACACAGCAAGGUGGUGGGAUGCACCGUCGGAGGAAUCUCUUCUUAGGCUUCGCGGACAUACCGAUUAUGUAAGACGGGUGCGACAGGUGGUGCAACCACGGAUGUAUGGCAACUGGCUUGUACGAUCACACCGUUCGGCUACAGGAUAUAAGAAGUGGCAAGUGUGCGAUGCAGCUGCAGCACGGGCGCCCUCUCGAGGAUGGUGCUUUCUUUCUAUCUGGUGGGCUUCUUGUCUCAGCAGGUGCAACCUACCUGAACAUCAGAAAGCUAUCGCAUCUGUUCAGGUGUCAUGGCCUCCUGCGGUUGUGACACAGUCAACUGUAAUAGGGGGCGAAGGACCCCAGCUUACAUUCCUCGAUGGACACAUCAAAGUUCACGAGUUGUAUUUAUUAAAGAGCACACAUUCCUCCAGGUAUCCGGCUCUUAUUCUGUGGAUGGCAGUGUCUCCAACUCUGCAGGCACUGGCAGUCCGUUUGUCAAGUGGGCUGUGAAUACGCAAAACGAAGGUGCAGGCAACUGAGGCAAAGACAGAGGAGCUAGACUUGGACGUGGCGUGGUGGGAAAGACGAAAGGGGAGAGCCAGAUAUAAGACGCGAUAUUAUCAAGUCUAAUCUGGAUGAGCAGUGGAUGGAAACAACAGACUAUUAAGUUGCACAGAGGAAGCCUGUUAGAUUAUCAGAAUUUGAUAAAUUGCUGAAGUGAUUCAAUCAUAACGAGGCCCUCAUGGCUCCUUGAGAAUGUGAACACCCCGAUGUGGUGACCACUGUAGUGGAGGAACUCAUUGCUAGGUAGACGCUGUUCACUGCUUUGGCAGGCGACGAUGCUCAGACUCUGAAGCCAUUCAUCGCCUUCCUUGGCGAACGCAUCAUGGAUUCUCGCUAUGCCAAGCUUCUUCUGCAAGGCACCCAUCGUGUUCUGGUUGUCUAUGUGGAGAUGCCCAUCGUGUUCUGGUUGUCUAUGCGGAGAUGCUGAUUCUUUCACAGGAUAUUGAUUCUCAGGUUGCAAUUCUCCGGAAAGCAGUUCUGGAAGAGGGCAAAAUGCAGCAGUCCUUGCAGAAGUUGCAGUCCUUACAGGGCAUGCGGCAGGACAAGGAACUUACGGAAUUGCUGCAGUCACUAAAUGAUCUUUCAAUGUUUUUGUUUUGGUUGUUUUAGGCAGGGCUUUUUUGUCGUUGGACAGGUGCCACAGCUGAGCAAUUUAGAGUGGAGGCUAUCUUGCUGGAAGCAGCCAUGGCUACUGGCCCUGGACAUAAAAGCAGAGCUGAGAGAAAAGCUCGCCUCCCUGCUGCAGUUAGAGCACACUCAGACUGGGAUGGACCUGGAUGUUUAUACUUGCAAUUAUAGGCCAGAUUCUGCGAUGUCCCAGUGUGAGUAUGGACUAACUUGCUGUUAGUUUUGGUAGGUACUAGUGGAUGAAGCUGUGUGUGAGAAGUGCAGGUAGCUUCGGUAGCUAUUAGUGGAUGAAGCUGUAUGAGAAGUGUGAGGAUGUCGCUCUUCCCUGCAUGCUUGGAACCUGCGACAUUGUGAUGGUUUUGCCUCCUUGGUGAGGGUUACCAUUACUCGAACUGGGUAGCGGAUUCCAGUUCGAUUUGUGAGUUUUGUCUUUGUGGAUCGGCUUGACUGAGUGAAGUGGUUCCAUUUCGUGUUCAUUGGAAAUCAGGCAUCUUUGUGGGUGUAAAAGAAAAGAAGGGAUAACCAAGGGUCUUUAAGGAGCCACAGUGGCGAAUUGCAGGGUGAGAAGUGGAAGACGACAGUGACAAAGGCUAGAAGUAGCAACACGAAGACAUGGACAUUGGAGGUGGAGUGAUGUGAAGAGGGGGGGGGGGGGGGGGAAGCUGAAGUCACAAGCUCGAGGUAAGACGGCCUGCAAUCUCUGACGAAAUCUUCUGUGUGCGAACUCACUCAUUGGCAGACUUUGACCGACUCGGUAUCGUCGACUUGAGUUGACUUCUUGACGUGGUGUGCUUCAGCUGGGCGUUGAAUGGGCACAUUUACAAUAACCACGCCUUCAGUUAGUAGGCAACGACUAUGGUUUGGCCUCUCUUCUUUUUCUGUUGCCUUUGAUCAAAAUAAGGCAUGCGAUGCGGAGUUGGUGGAAAAGUCAUAUGAGGAAAGUGAGAGAACGAUAGGAAAAUGCAACCAGAAGACUCCAUUUUUUCCCCCCCUUUUUCUCUUUCUAAGUUGCAAAUUCACCUUUCACUACCUGCCUAUCACUACUCCUAAGGCUAUACAGGAGACUCCUGCAAGCGUAGCUAUUGGCUACCUUUCAAUGAACGGGCUGCAUGUUGUCCCCUGCCCUAACAGCGGUGGUCAGGGAGUAGGGUGGGGGUGCUGGUGAGGGUCCACUAACACAACGACCUUCCCAGCGCAAGAGCAUGGUAGGCAGGAGACACAGGAUGUGUGAGAGGGGGGACAAGGAGGACAAAGAUUGUCACACGACAACGGUUUUGUUCAUGUUUGCUCUCAUCAGCAGAAGGCGGAUAGUGACGUGUCAAUCGGCAGCAGCAGCGGCAACAGCAGCAAGAGGAGGAAAAUGAUUCAGGAGGACGACAUGAACAUGUCUCAGGAGGGUAGGAGGAGAUGGAAGAGUCUGUGAGAGAAAGUUGAGGAGGGGGGCACAGAAUGGUGGGAUGGGGUGUUGUGCUGCCUCUCAGGUGUGCUUAUAUUCUCUCUACUAUUUGCUGACUUGCUGAUGCAGCAAGAUGGUGUGCUUUGCUGCGGAGACUGGAUGUGAUUGACCGGUCUUCCUGUGCGGGGAAAGGAGCAGCUCAGGGGCAUGUAUCAGAAUGUUGGCAGAUUUGGUAGGUGUGUGGGAAGGUUUGCAUGCAGGUUUGUAGGCAGGGAGGUAGCUAUGAUGUUUUGUCUCCUUGUCGAAAGAAUGGCAAGGAGAAGCGGGUAGAGAUUACUUCCGACAUCCGGAACAUUUAGAUCCAAAACAUAUUUGUGCAAAUGUACAGUGUUGUGAGGAUGUUAUCUAUAACAUCUUUUCUCCAUAUCUAUUCGAGUUUCUGUCUCUGCUUAUCACUGGUGAUGACUGUGUCUCUCCCUAUGUAGGAAAUAAGAUUGGAUUGCCAACCCUGCGCAGGAUUCAAUACCUCAGUUUCUCUACGUAGCUGUGUUACUGGGGCAAUGAAGUUAAUGCUGUGCG